CCAGCCCCUCUCUACGGCCGCCCGCUGCUCCCUCCCACCCCGCGGAGUCCUGCCGCGGGGGAUGCUCCGGCUCCCACCUCCUGGGGGAGCUGCGCAUUUCCGCGCGCCGGGGCGGCCCCUGCCCCGGCCAGCCCUCGCGGCGGCAGCCCGCGUUCCGCGUUCCCGGGAAGUUGUCUCAGGAGCCCGCGGCGCCUGGGUCUCCUCCCCCUGAGCCCCGCCCCCCAGCCCAGAGCUGGGAUCCGCGAGCUGCCCGGCCCGGGGGCGUCGCCGCGCGCUCUGAGAAGCCAACGAGUCUCCGCUUCCCUGCGCGGAGCGCGCGUCCCCCGCCUGCCCGAGGACCCCCGCGCACCCCAGAGACGGCGCGCGCCCAGAGCGCGGGAGCCCGGAGCGCCGGGCGCCUGGGACCCCGCGGAGCCGCUGCCCAGCCCGUGGGGCUCGGCGGGGAUGCAGGCUGCGCUGUGAACCCGGGCGCCAAGGCCAUGUCCGGUGCUCGCUGCCGGACCCUGUACCCCUUCUCCGGGGAGCGGCACGGCCAGGGGCUGCGCUUCGCCGCGGGCGAGCUGAUUACGCUGCUGCAGGUCCCGGACGGCGGCUGGUGGGAAGGCGAGAAGGAGGACGGGCUCCGUGGCUGGUUCCCGGCGAGCUACGUGCAGUUGCUGGAGAAGCCUGGAAUGGUCCCCCCUCCGCCGGGAGAAGAAAGCCAGACGGUCAUCCUUCCACCUGGCUGGCAAAGCUACCUGUCGCCUCAGGGCCGGCGGUACUAUGUCAACACGACCACCAAUGAGACCACCUGGGAACGUCCCAGCAGUUCUCCUGGGAUUCCAGCCAGCCCUGGCUCUCACAGGAGCUCUCUGCCUCCAACAGUGAAUGGAUACCACGCGUCAGGGACCCCAGCGCACCUUCCAGAGACUGCCCACAUGAGUGUCCGAAAAUCCACCGGUGAUUCCCAGAACCUGGGAUCCUCAUCGCCAAGCAAAAAGCAGAGCAAGGAAAACACCAUCACAAUAAACUGUGUGACGUUCCCUCACCCAGACACGAUGCCGGAACAGCAGCUGCUGAAACCAACCGAGUGGAGCUACUGCGACUACUUCUGGGCCGAUAAGAAGGACCCCCAAGGCAACGGCACUGUGGCUGGGUUUGAACUACUGCUCCAGAAACAGCUGAAGGGCAAACAAAUGCAGAAGGAAAUGUCAGAAUUCAUCCGGGAAAGGAUAAAGAUUGAAGAAGACUAUGCGAAGAACUUAGCUAAGCUCUCUCAGAACUCUUUGGCUUCACAGGAGGAAGGCUCCUUGGGAGAGGCGUGGGCUCAGGUGAAGAAGAGCCUGGCGGACGAAGCAGAAGUUCAUCUCAAGUUCUCUGCCAAGCUUCACAGCGAGGUGGAGAAGCCCCUGAUGAACUUCCGUGAGAACUUCAAGAAAGACAUGAAGAAGUGUGACCACCACAUUGCCGACCUUCGCAAGCAGCUCGCCAGCCGCUAUGCCUCGGUGGAGAAGGCCCGGAAAGCCCUCACAGAGCGGCAGAGAGACCUGGAGAUGAAGACCCAGCAGCUGGAGAUCAAGCUGAGCAACAAGACAGAGGAGGACAUCAAGAAGGCGCGGAGGAAGUCCACACAGGCUGGAGACGACCUCAUGCGCUGUGUGGAUCUCUACAACCAGGCCCAGUCCAAGUGGUUUGAAGAGAUGGUGACCACCACAUUGGAGCUAGAGCGGCUGGAGGUGGAGAGGGUAGAGAUGAUCCGGCAACACCUUUGCCAGUACACGCAGCUGCGGCAUGAAACAGACAUGUUCAACCAAAGCACAGUUGAGCCCGUGGAUCAGCUGCUUCGAAAAGUGGACCCGGCCAAAGACAGGGAGCUGUGGGUCAGAGAGCACAAGACGGGCAACAUCCGCCCUGUGGACAUGGAGAUCUAGAUGGGCCUGUGCAGCUUUGGGGGGGUCCUGCUGGGGAGCGGGGCUGGGCUCCCACCAUGGGGCCCAUGCCGAGUGGAUGCCCCCCACCCUCUCUCCUGGGCCACUGAGGAGAGGGGAGAGAGCUGGUGAUUCCAGAAGGGUGACCCAGACAGCCUAGCUGGGGGCUCCCCCAUAUUCCCAGGCCAGAAGACAGACCCACAGCCCUGCCCUUGUCUCUGAGGCUGAAGACCCCCUGACUCCCGUGCUGUGCUUGCUGCUCUGAAACAAACGGAGGCUGGAACUCUGUGGUCCCUGCCGAGUUUUGUAGGGGUCACUGUCACAGGCUUGUGCCCUGGAAGCCCCAAGGCUCUUUCUCCAGCUGGCUCCCUUGUCUCCUUUGGAGGAUCAGGGGAGGGAGGUCUCUGUCUCUAAGCCAGGUGUCAGGAUCAGAAUCAUGGGUAGAAGGUGCCAUUCAGCUCACAGCCGUACCCAGAAUCUUUUGCAGCCCUCCUUCUUUAUGUUUUUCCCAUUGCAUUCUGGGAGCCCACAUCUGGCUUUCUUAGCCACUGUUCAUCACCAGGGGUUUUAGGAGGAAGGCUUGGCUCCUGUCUUCCCAGACCCACCAUGCCUGGAGAGGUCAGGAUGGAACUACCUCAUUCGGCAAAUUAGCCCCAAAUUGAGCGCUGAAUCGUGUCCUGUGAGAUCAGGCGCCAUCUGUAAAGUCUCCUCUGGAAAUGCCAAUCCAUCCUUCCCCCAGCUGCUUCCUUGGGGAGCCCCCUGCCCCCACCCUGCCACCCCUUCCCAGUCGCAUUAGAGGAAGCUUUCCAAAGUUCUCAGUUAUCAAGACCUCAUCCAGCUCGUCCAAAGGCUUCAGGGAUGGAAACAAACCAGCUCGUCUCAGAGGCCAGCAAGCUGGGGCCUGUCCGCCACGGUGCCCUCUGCACCUUUGGGCUGCCCUGGCCCCCCCUCUCCCAGGCCGCCCACCACAGGCUCUUAAUGGGGCCGGGUCAGUCCUACAUGGGAGCUGGGUUAGGGCAAGUCUUUGCCAUCCCCCAGAUGGCUCUGUCUUCUUGUGUAUGGCAGGGCUGGGACUGCUGUCCCUUGUAUAGUUUUCUGUCACUGGUGGGCACUGGACAGGCAUAGCAGACUCUCUUGUGGCCACACUAGGUUGUCGCCUUUCAGGCAGUGUCCCGCCACCUUUGCUUCCAGCUCCUUCUGGACGUUCCAGAGCCCUGCACCAAACCCUCAGUUGGUGUCUGCACCUCCUUUCCCUCUCUCCGUCUUCCAGUCCCUGGAAGAGUCUGGUCUGAGUGUGACUUGGGAAGCUUUCAGUGCUGCUGUUUGGCCCAGCUCAUUACUUUCUCCCUUUCUCUGCCACAGCAAACCCAUUCUCCACCAUGUCAGUCUAAAGGGGCCGGGAGAAGCGUGAGUGAGGGGCAGAUUCUAGUCGGGAGCCCAUGCCCUGGAAAUCCAUCUUUCUUCAUCUUUCUCAUUGACCACUUUGGGUUUGACCUGCACAUCUGCAAUGAGGGCAGAAUUCAACAAGCACAACUCACUGGUCUUUCAGUCAAUGUGCUAGAAACCGAUGACUUAUUCAUCUCUAAUUUUUUGGCGCCUCUUUCAUUGAAUGAGAAUUGCUUUCUUAUAGUUCACAUUAGAAAAAUGCCUAAUAUACUAAAGUAAGCCAAACAUUGUCACUUUUCUCUUGUUCUUGAAACAUUGCAACCAAAAAGGCCAGCGCAAAGGCCUUCACCGACAUGAAGACCUCCUGGUAGGAUCUGUCCAUGGGACAGAGAACCACUCUGUCCAGAUCUGGGGUCGGGUCAUGACACCAGCUACCAAUUUUAGAAUAUUAUUUCUUGGUUUCUUUAUGAAAAAUGGGUGCUAGUGGUAAUUGCUUUGUGGCUUAGUGAACUACUUUGUGGAUGAUUUCCAAACAUUCAAAGCCAAUAGCCUUGUUAUUAACAAGAUAUUUUGAGUACAGUAUGGCUCAUUGACUUUUCCAUCUCCAUUUGAGGAUUCCAGAGUCCUCUGUUCAUCCCUGGGAUAGAGUGAGCCCUCUUGCGUCUUCCAGGGUAGCUCAAGUUGGCCCAGUUUGGGCCAGUCCAUUUUUGGAGGUCACUCUUUCCCCCCUUCAUCCCCUCACCUCCUUCUCUUUGCCCCCUUCAUGUACUUCCUUUCUUUCUUCCUUCUGUUAUUCAUUCAUCAAGCAAGUUAAAGCCAUUGUGUUAAGAUCUAAUCUGAGGAUGCUAUAAUGGCCCUGUUAUCAGGGAAGCCCAUGAUCUCUCGUUUUCAGGGGCCUUACCGGUCAGCAACCUUGGCAUUGAUACAUAGGUACUCUGCAGAAUUUAAGUUUUCAGAGGUAAGUCUGUUGUGCUGAUUAAUCUACAUUCAUUUAUUCAGCGAAUGCUCAAGAUAAGCCAGGCGUGCUGAGACGCGGCGCUGUAGUUGUGUGUAAGAUGGGCAUUCCUCUGCUCUCCUCUAUUCUCCAUGUUGACAGAGAAGAGUAUAAUAAGAACAUUGUACCCUCUCCACACUUAACCCUCUGGGAUACUUUAUUAUAAUAUAAACUACUGUCGUGAGGCAUUUACCUGUUGGAUGGAAGGUAGACAGCAACAAGAUUUUAAUCACCUGGUCACCAGACCCUCACGGCCCAUAUCCAACUCGAAUUUCAGAAAUUUCUUUGUUUGCUUUAAAUAACUCUUUACAAAUAAGGGCCGGGCACGGUGGCUCAUGCCUGUAAUCCCAGCACUUUGGGAGGCCGAGGUGGGCAGAUCACGAGGUCAGGAGAUUGAGACCAUCCUGGCUAACAGGGUGAAACCCCAUUUCUGCUAAAAAUGCAAAAAAUUAGCCAGGCGUGGUGGUGUGCACCUGUAGUCCCAACUACUCGGGAGGCUGAGGCAGGAGAAUCGCUUGAACCUGGGAGGUGGAGAUUGCAGUGAGCCAAGAUUGGGCCACUGCACUCCAGCUUGGGUGACAGAGCAAGACUCCAUCUCAAAAAAAUUAUAAAUAAAUCACUCUUUACAAAUAGGAAAGUGAAGGCCAAGGGUACCCAGUGAGGCUGUGAAAUGGCCAGUGAAUUAAGAGCAGGGCUGGAGUCGGCAGUCCAGACCCCCUAUCCGUAUGAACAGGCCCGUUUGGUUGAAAUCAAGAUUAGGAUGCAACGGAGAAAAUAAAAGACUGCACUUUGGAGAGGCAAGCAUGCUAUCCGGGUUGUUGUUUUAUGUCUUGGUGCUUAGGUGAGGACUUAGCUGGGUUUAUUCACAGUGGGCGGGUCUGGGCUAUUCUUGAGAACGUCCAUUCCAUUUCUGAGAACAGGUCAGCCCCUUCUACCUGCCUCCACCGAGGAGACUGAUGCACAAGAUCUGUUUGUGAAAGCCUGAUUUAAAAAGAAAAAAAAAGUCCUUCAGCCAAAUGGUGUUCCAGGUUGGUUGCCAUGACAGCCUCCAGGAAGAGCCACUUGUUACCCUCUAUUCUUUCUAGUGCUUUCCAUCAGUGGCAACACAUAGGCCACUUGGACCGUGAGGACCGCGGCCCUGAGAUUCUGUCAGUGGGACCACCCUGGGCCUCCUUUCUACCUCCACUCAGCACCCUGUUGGCCAAGGAGAAUUUCUGCCGUGGGAGGCAGUGCUGUGCUAGUCAGGGUUGAUAAACAGCUGGGCACACCGAAACAGUGUACCAACGAAUUCACCAGCCAGGGGUUUGUUUCCCUACCCUUAGUGAAAACAAAUCAAUUACUAGAUGAGUGGAUGGAUGCAGAAAAAUCUGGGCUGAGCCAAAGUCCCUUUUGGAAAUACAAGCCAUAAAAUUUGAAGGACAUCAGCGACCUUGGCUUGUUUAGGUGAUUUUACUUCCAGCUGCAGGUAGUCUUGACAAGGAGCAUUUAAACAGAAGGCUCAAGAUGCGCUCCUUGUGUAGGUAGGAGAGAGCAGUUCUAAUGUUAAGUGGGGUACAGAUCAGCUGCCUGCCCACAUAGCCUGGACAUCGUCUUAUCCCCAUAAUCCUUCCCAUCCCUACAAGGCCCAUCGCCACCACCUUUUCCCAGGUUUAUUGAGGUAUGAUUGACAUCCAGUAAAAUUCACCCUUUGGAAAUACACAGUUCUGUGAAUUUUGACAAAUUUAGUGUCUUGUGACCAUCACCAAGAUCAACCUGUUUUUAUCACUCCAAAAAAUUCCCUCCUCCUGCCCUCUUUCCCUGGCAACCCUGAUUGAUUAUCUGAUCCUAUAAUUUUGCUUUUUUAGAAUGUCAUGUAAAUGGAGUCACACUGAUGUCGCCUUUGAGUCUGGCAUCUUUCCCUCAGCUUAAUGCUUUUGAGUCAUUCACGAUGUGUGCGUGUGGUUUGUUCCUUCUUGUUGCUGGGAAGUAUUUCAUUGCAUGGGCAUACUACUAUGCUUCUUUAUUUUUACACUGAGCCUUUCGCCCUGGAAGUACUUGGCCCAGGGUCUUCAACUUGUUUGCAUGGCCACUUCCAGCUUGCUGCUUCCUGCAACUCCCCAGGCUCCUCCUCCAAAUGCCAGCUGUGCCCACAAACUGUUCUUAGGGCUCACACUCGCCUUUUGGCACGUGGUGGGUUUUUGGUAGUGCAGAAAGAAUCCAGGGAUGGGAGGGGAAGGGAUGGAUGGGUGCUUAAUUGCUGCUCACGUCUGCUGCCACCUGAAGCUUGCAUCUCAGCCAGCAGAUCUGCUCCCUCCUGGGACCCAGGCUUCAGUGUCACACGGUCCUUGGCUAUGUAUUGGGCAUUGGAGGCUUUGAAAGGUGAGCAGAAGCAGCAUGGACAAGAAGGCUGGGGCUGGUCCUGGGGCUCAUCACGACGCUUUCCUGGAUCUGUUGCUUCAUCUGCAAGCUGAGGGUGUUUGUUCUAGAUGAGUGUCUCAGGCCACCGGCAACUGCAUGUACCUCCUCCCUUUCUCAUUUCCAAUGAUGUACCCUGUACACGUGUUCAUGCUGUGUCUGGCUCUCAUCUGCACAGUCGUGCAUAGAAUUGCCUCAAGUCCUGGUGAGAGAGAUGCCUUGGCACUUUUCCAUUUAGGUUCAAAUGGAGCUAAAAUUAAGAGUUUUAUGAGCUGUUAAGAAUGAGGUAGUUUCUUCUAGGACCCCCAAAGAAAGUGCAAGUAAUGACCGUUUGGGUCUCAUUCGCCGAUCUUUGAUAGUAUGUUCUGGAGUCUACUCCCCAGGAGCCAGGACAGGCGUGAAGAUGGAGUCCUUGUCGCAGCUGGAGCCUUGCCUAGCUGGUGGUCACACAGCCUGGCCGGUGCCUGCACCCACUGGAUGGUGGUACAUGGUGGCAGGGACAGGACCACACCCAGCUAAGGCCAGGCCAGGCUGAGUGUGACCUCCGAGGUAAACACUCCUCUAAGCUAUGUCUUGUUCGUGCCCCCUACUCAGUGAAAGGUGAGUCCCGAGACCAGCUGGGUACCUCUCUGUGUGAACCAGAGACAUCUCUGGAUCCAGGCCAGGUGAAGGUUAGGACCGGGAAGCCUGAGCCCCCGGGGCCUCAAGGUAGGGAGCCGAGGGACUCUGCUGGGUUGAAUUUUGCCGGGGAGGACUCUUGUCUCCCCCUCAGGAGUAUUUUUCUUGAGGCUUUCCUGGAGGUGAAGAAGCAAUUCCCAUUGCAGCAGGUUAGAGCAAGAAUCAGGGCAAAAACCGAUUCGCUUCUCGCCACGUUCUAAAUGCUGGGGCGUGGCUGUCAGGAGGCCUUGCUGGAAGGUGUCUCUGGGGCUGGGGUGAGGUUGGGGUGAUGGCCUUUGGAGAUUGCGUGUGGUGUUCAGGACUGUUCCUCGGUGUUUGAGGGAAACUUUAGUGGGAUUGCAGUGGAAUGUAAGGUCAGGGCAUGUGGGUGCUGUCUCGGGGUGGGUGACUCGGAGACCUAGAGGGAAAGCCUGCUAUGCAGGGGGAGGGCACAGGACUGGCCCUGCUCUGCAGCCUCCUUUGUCCCGUAACCUGAAGUUAAGUCACAUCCCCUGUCAGGACCUCCGUGCACUCACCUGUCAAGUGGGGGCGCUUCCCUUCCAGCAUCACCUGCAGCAGACGGGCUCUUGGGAAUCGUGGGUUCCAGGCAGGUGUGUGGACCCAGGGACAGACAUUCAAAGGGACGCCAGCCAUCCUUGGUGACAGGGGCCCCAACUUAGCAUCCCUUCCCUUCCGUUAGGAAGCAGAUGACCGGAGGCAACCCCUUCACAGACACGAGCACAUUGGCAAACCCUAUGAGAGUGGAAUUUUCUAACAAAAUAAACUUGCUUGUUUGAUCUGUUUUCUGUAACUUUUGCUAAAUACUUUAUACAUUUUUCAUGUUAAAGAGCCGUGUCUCCUGCCGGCACUCCUCACCCCGGUAUGAAUGUGUUUCCCCCACAUUGUAUAUCCUUCCACCCUCUGGCUGCCUAGAUCAGUAAAUAAAAUUGAUGUAAUAUAAUUUAUAAGUAACACUGUUGAAACCCUGAUCCCAGUGGAGGCUGUAACCCACCUGCCCCCGCACCGCCCCCCCGACCCCUGUUACCGCAUUUGUGUGUAUUAAUGCUGAAGAAUUAAAUGUUUAAAGAGUUUAAA
Messenger RNA from Symphalangus syndactylus (siamang), 8433 nucleotides. RefSeq names its product growth arrest specific 7 (gene GAS7). Gene Ontology annotation, biological process: clathrin coat assembly; clathrin-dependent endocytosis; neuron projection morphogenesis. Gene Ontology annotation, cellular component: clathrin-coated pit; clathrin-coated vesicle; cytoplasm. Lineage: Eukaryota; Metazoa; Chordata; Mammalia; Primates; Hylobatidae. Gene Ontology annotation, molecular function: protein binding. The record is from RefSeq and is a predicted model, not a curated record.